AUGGAAUUCAGCAGGAAACCCAUGAUUUCCUGACACACAGCAAGCUGGAGAAAGAAAGGAAAAACUCCAUUAAAAACCUCCAGGCUCUCCUCCAUGUUAGAAAUGAAAUGGAAAAUGGAGUGGAUUUAACAGGAGUCCCUGAUUCCUGCGUCCCAGCUGGAGAAAGGGAGACGCGAAUCAGAGCCGCAGGCUGCUGAUAUUUUUGAAGUCGCAGUAAAUACUGAGAACUGCCGGCCAGGAUGAGGAUUUCCUGACUGGGACAAACGAAACGGGACAGAUCUCUUUUUUAUGGUAUUCCUCUCUACGAAUUUAAUUUAUUUACCUCGAUGAUUCUCUUGACUGAUCUGGUAAUUGUUAGAAGCGGCUGUGACAGCCUGGAAACAUUACUAUGAUUUCCUGAGUUUGAGAUUUGCUGCUCGCCCCCUCCUCCCCCCAACUCCAAACUCAGGAAAAGUCAAUACAAUCGCACUUCAUUUUUCCUUCAUGUGCACUUGGAAGUCCUGGGAGCAGCAAGAGCAGCAGCAGCGACAGCAGAAGCAGCAGCAAGAAUGAACUGCAAGGAAGAAAAUGACAACUGCACUGAUGGGAGCAGGAAUAACACCAAGAAGAUGUUAAAAUGCGUGGUGGUUGGGGAUGGUGCAGUUGGGAAAACCUGCUUGCUGAUGAGUUAUGCCAAUGAUGCCUUCCCGGAGGAGUAUGUCCCCACUGUGUUUGACCACUAUGCAGUAACAGUGACUGUGGGAGGACAACAACACUUGCUGGGACUCUAUGAUACUGCCGGGCAGGAGGACUACAACCAGCUGAGACCCCUGUCCUACCCCAACACAGACGUGUUCUUGAUCUGCUUCUCGGUGGUGAAUCCUGCCUCCUACCACAACGUCCAGGAGGAGUGGGUGCCUGAGCUGAAAGUCUGCAUGCCCAACGUGCCUUAUGUCCUCAUAGGAACACAGAUUGAUCUCCGGGAUGAUCCCAAAACUUUGGCACGGCUGCUUUACAUGAAGGAGAAACCACUCACCUACGAGCACGGGGUGAAGUUAGCAAAGGAGAUUGGAGCACAGUGCUAUCUGGAGUGCUCAGCCCUCACACAGAAAGGCCUUAAGACUGUCUUUGACGAGGCAAUCAUGACCAUUUUCCACCCCAAGAAGAAGAAGAAGCGCUGUGCAAAGUGCCACAGAUGCUGCACCCUCGUGUGAAGUCGCUUGGAAAGAGAAGCGAGCUGAGUUCAAUGAAACCAAGCAGGUUAGAAAGGCAAUGAAGGUCACAUGCAACUGAAAUGGGGAACAUGACCAGAAAAGGGUCCUUCUUACCCAAAUACAGGAGCCCUCCAUUCUGUGAAACCUCCAAGCUGUAUCACACUAGGCCAACUCAUGUCUCUGUGCUUUCCUAACCCUCCGGAGCUGUACGUAGCCUGUUCCCACUACUACAGACUGAACCGAGCCAACAGAAACCAGGAUGCCUGCUCCUGCCUGGGUCUUCACCUUAGGAAUAAGGUGAAGGUGGCAUGUGGCUAAACAAAGAAUUAAAGGCUGUAAAAGAAACAGGAGAAACUCCAUUUGUGGCCUUAAGUAAGAAUUGAUCAAAAUUAGGAAUUUGCAGUACUUAGUAAUUAAAUCUAAAUUGACUGAAAGCACGUGGAGAUCUGUAGAAGUCUAAUAUGUAAGAUAUACACCAUAGGUAGGAUGUACUUUAAAAUUACUUUUCUUUUAUAAGACUUGCUAGUUCAAGAGAUACUUUAGUUUGUUCAAACAUGGAAGCAAAGGUGGAGUGAUUCCAGUUUAUUUUCACUUAAUGGUGAAACUUCACAGCAUCAGGAUGUUGCUGCACACAAGCUACCAAAAUGGACCAACAUUUACCUCCAGACUUAAGGAAUGUUCUUAUAACAAAAAAAAAUGCAAAUAACUGUAUUUUUACAGGAGAACGUUCAGGCUGAGCCAUGUUUCCAUAAGCUGGGAAAGGAAGAACAGAGUUGUAGCAUUAAUGAACUGAAACAAAGAAAUUCUGCCACCAAAGAACAUUGCCCUAGACAUGGAAUAGCAGCGUGGAACAAUCUCCCUUCCAGCUGAGAACAUGAACGAGACACAUUGCCAUGGCAACUGAGAAUUUACCUUAUAGAUCAGCUGGAUUUCUACAUCUCACCCAACAGCCAAAAAUAGCAAUAACCAAAAAGCCAAAGGUCGUACUGACUUUAAGUGCUUUAAGGUGAUCCAGUUGCCUUAUGAUUAUCUUUUUUUGUGGAGCAUUUCUGUAAAAAACCUCAUCAAAGUGAUUGCAAACGUUGACUUAUUGUAGUCUCCCUCCUCCCUUUGAUUGCUUCUUUCUUUCUUCCCAUUUUUCCAUCUUCAAGGAGAGUGAUGCUUUAUUUGCAGCGUGGUUUGCAGUCCUCAGGAGUGAACUUUCCCAUGAGUGGCAAAUGACAGCCAGCAGCAUGGAGAUGGGAAGUCCAGCCCAAAAGAGAAGGGAAGGUGCCUGUGAACUCCCUUUGCUGCUGGAGAAAGCGUGCCUUUUUGCUAAAACCUCUCCAGAGAUCCUGUAGUUUUGCACAUCACAGCAACAAAGGCACUCAGAGGUGAACUCGAAGUGCAUCUUGUUAUUUGCAGCUGCCUUCGGGUACCUGGGCAGUGCCAUGAGACUGUCUUGUUAUGGAUUUCAUUCCCCAAACAGGAAAUCACAGUACCCAGCACACACAGAUUUGAAGAUGUCUGAUGUAACUCCUUGCAAAAGCAGUAGCCAGCAUUUCCAGAAGUGCCUGGAGUGAGAAAGUACCAGUAGUGCACCCUCCCAGCCUGGGGUCACGUACCCUGUGCCCCCACACACCCUAUCCUGUAAGACUGCCAGCCCUCUCGUCUCUGGAAGAACAGCAGCUGACUACACACAUGUCACCAGAAAAGCUGGUGAACUACAGAGCUGGUGUUGCUUGGAGUAAUGAGUGACUUCAGCAGGACAACAGGAACUGCACCCUCAGCACAGGGAAGGGGCCAAGUCUGAUGCAGUGCCCAGUCCUGCUGUCAUCGAGGCUUACGGAUCCAAGCUCCUCCUUCAGCACAAAUUCCAUUUCAUAGAAUCAUGGAACAGUUUGCAAUGGAAGUGACCCUAAAGAUCAUUUAGUUCCACCCCCAAUUUACCCUGGACACCUACAGAAACAAGCUCUGACACAUUUCUAGUUAUAAAUCAGCAGUUCUCUCUGACAAAAGCAAUCAGACUCAAGGCAAAUGCCUUGUUGCUGUUACCUGAUGGCUUCCACUCACCAUCCCUUUCCCACUGCACACAAACAUGGAUGAGAGCACAGCUGUGCUAAACCAAAGGCAGACAAAAGAAAGUUGUCCUCACUGCUGGCUUUUUUUUUUUUGUAUAUAUUUUAUGUUUGGUUUUAUGUUUGUUCCCAAACAUUUACUUCAGAUGGCCUGGCUGCUAAAGCCCAGCUCAGAGGAAGGACAGUUCCAAAGCCCAGUGCAGGGAUCUGUGCUGUGCCACAGAGUUUGUUGCCAUCCCCAGGCAGAGCAGUGAGUGUUCACCCCACCAGGACACUGGCAACCAGCUGAACUGUAACGUGUAAAGAGAUAUUAGGAGAGCAUGAGGAGAACUAGGAGUGGAUUAAAGAAAUUAAUAUUUAGGUAAUGGUUGUUGGCCUACAACAUGACUAGAAAUCCACUGAAGUGAAAAAAAAAGCUUUCAACACAUUUCAGAGAAAAAAUAUAUCUUCACUGUGCUGCCAUUUACUUCAGUGGAAAUAAGUUAGGGAAAUUGUUUUAGCUCAUGUAGGUUGCUGUAGAGUCCAUGUACAAGUGUCUGGUUGAAGUAAGUGAAGUCUGGUUUAGCUGGAGCACAAUGCAAGCACUCAGGUUGGAGCUGCCAGGUAUUCUUAGAGCUUCACAAAAUGCAGAGGAAAUAGAAAUCUAGAGUGACAGUUGAGCUCAUCAUAACAUAAUGAGCACACUGCAAAAGUGCAAUAUAACGUCCCAGCAUGCAUUAGGAAAAGCCACAAAUAAUCAAAGGGUACUUCUGUGUGCCACGAAGUACCAGGGAUAGUUAUUAAUACUAAUUGGAUGGCAUAGGAUUGGGAAUAGAAUCAAAAAUCAAAUGGGAUUUGAGCAAAACUAACUACAAAAUACAUGGUGAUGUAGCAGCUAAAAUGCUACUGUCCUAAUGCGUUAAUCUACAGCACCCUGAACACAUCACUGCAUGGAGAAAGUAGAUAGAAAAGUGUUAAUAUGCAUACAAAAAUGUUAAGACUAACCAGGGGUUUAUUUGCACGUACAAAAUGAAGCAUAUCAAGUUUGUGAGGCAGUAAAAUUUCAAGUUUUUCAAGCUGAUCUUGACCAAAAUUUGACAUCUGGGAGCUGCAAGGGAGGGAGAGUGAUCACAGUCUGCUGAGAAAAGGCCUCUGCACUCCAUUUAUUUUUCAUUUUUCUUCCAACAAAAAUAAAUGUUUUAAAAAUAGCCAUGGUUAAUGCAGGUCCCAUAAACAUUAUUGCUGUCUUAGGUUACGUACACACACUUAUCCAUGGAAUGUGGCACUUACCUAAGGAUCUGCCCUGUUAACUAUUAUUUUGGGGUUGCAGAGCUACCACAGGUCAAUAGGCUUUAGAAAGGGAUUGUAGGAUGUAAGGAGAUUCAUUGACUCUCUGGCAAGUCAUACCUAAUACCUUCUCUAAAAGCCAACAGAUGGUGUGUGAACAGGCAGCAAAGCUUAUUUUCAGAAAUAUCACAACACCAGACACAGUGCAAGCACAGGCAUAAGGCCACAGAUAUAAACUCGAAGUUAUUUUCAAGCACCAUUAGUAACAAGGAAAGAAAAUCAAUACAGGAUUGCCAGGUGGAAGCAGAUGGGUUUUCUCACUGUAAGAUGAGCUAGAAAUCAGAUCCCAAUUUCACCUUCAAAGGAACACAGUUAAGGAGAGUCAUAAAGGUUAUAAACCAUCCCUGGAACCUAUUCGACAACAUCCUCUUAUUGCAGCUGAUGUCAAAACCUUUCUUGACAGACCUGCCUUUGCUAAUAGUCUCCUGUCAUUUCAAAAGCACUUACAACUUACAGGAAACCUGCUAGAUCCUGUAAAACCCAUCUCCUUUAGCCUCUUCUUAAACCAUAAUGUUCUACCAGGAGUUCUUAACCUGAAGUUCCAGUUCCAAACAGAGUUCCUAAAGUAUUUUCAUGCAGACUCCUGCAAGGAGAUAUUAGAGGUAUUAUGUAUUUGAGAGAUAUCUCACACAAAACCUUAUAUCAUAUAUCAUAUAUCAUCAUUAAACAACCCACAGAUGCCUCUGCCCUCCAGAGCCCUGCAAAAACACCAGGCUGGUGGAACUGGGACAAUCCUGCCACUUCCAGCAUGACUUGAAGGAGGUCCCACAAAGACUUCCACAGUUUGUCCUGUGCCUCCCAGAGCUCAGAGAACCUGGGGAGAACACAGAAACAAUGCUCUAACCCUAUGUAGGUCCAUCCUUGUUUAUUCAACAGGAUAUACAUCCCAUGUACUUACAUCAUCCAGGAGUGGUGGUGAGCAGUUCUCAAGAUGAGCUCACCCUGGUUCUCCUAUGUGCCAUAUGGUCCCAGACCUUCUCUCUAAUAUAAAUAACUACUGUUACAGUAAUGCAUAGCUUACAGAGAACAACCAACUACAAGCUCUUGCCUCUCAUUGCCUUCCAUGAGGCAGGAUGUGAGUCUUUCCCUCGAUAUCCACAUGCACUGGUCCUGAUAAAAUUAUUCUUCUUGCUGGUGGAAACUACAGAAUUCACUCCAAGUCCAGAUUGACAAUCAAAACAAUCGUUUCAGCAGCUGACAUUGAUAUUUCUCACCUUUUUUGUCUUUCAAAGCACUAUUUCAUUUCACAAUAAACACAGAAUUAAAUAUACUGCUGCAUCUUGACAUGAAAUAACAUUAUUCCAAAUACUUUUAUUAAAGAGACAGAUUUUGGCAGUCUUCCUCCUGCAGAAGAGAAUCUUACUUCACAAGGAACUGUCUCCAACUUCCUCAUUUCUCAUUCAAUCCCACUGACACUGCUCAUAUAAAGGAGAGAGGCUGAAUAUGGCCAUUGUGACCUGCCCUGUAGUUAACCUACAACAAAAUCUCUUCCAGCUGCUCUAGUAUUGGUGGCCUGUGUUCCACAAAAAGCCGUGGUUUUCCAUUCCCUGCACACUCUACAAGUCACUUGAUGGUCUGUCAUGCUAAGCACCAUGAUCUGUGUAGUAUGUGCCAUCUCUAAGGAAGUGUGGUGGAGCAGAACCAAGAAAUGGGUUGGGAAAGGAGAAUCAAGAAAUUAGUUGGGAAAGGAGAAAAGCCUUGACCGUGCUGCCACACAAACCAAGCAGGACUCCCCCAGAAACAGUCACUGCAUUACAACUCUCAUCAAGAGGCUGAAAGCCACACCAAGGGUGGGAAAACCACUGUAGCAAACAGAGAACAACAGGGAACAAACAUUUCUCUAUAGGUGACUGUCUGGAUGCAGCGACAAGGAUGCAUGAGCUUCACUUCCCAUCGGCAGCAAGCUGUUGAGAUCCCAUCCAAGAUAUUGUCCCAAGACUCCAGAGAUCCAAACUGAGAACCCUUUACAGGAGCUGGAAAAACAUUGCAGAAGUCCUUGCAAGCAAUUUCUGUUGCUGUCUCCCCUCAUAUGCACCUCUAUUGCACCCAGCCUCACAUAGAGCAGUGACACAGUGGUCGGUCACACCAAUGGUAUCUGUCCAGCAGGUGCAUUUUCACUGUGCAAGCUGCCCUGUCCUCACAAAAAUCACAGAAUAAUUUUGGUUGGAAAAGACCUCUAAGAUCAUCAAGUCCAGCCAUCAAUCCAGCACUGCCAAGCCCAGCACUAAGCCACGUCCCUAAGUGCCACAUCUAUAUGUCUUUUGAAUACCUUCAGGAAUGCCUACUCCACUACUUCCCUAGGCAGUCUAUUUCUCCCUUUAACUCAGAUAUUUAAGAUGCCCAUCUGCUUUUAUAUCUUGCUUACAGCCCAUGACUUUUUCUGUACCUUUUUUCCCCAAGUGGCACAGCAAGUACCUCUUGAUUCACCAUACUGGAACUUCAUCUGGAUUAAAAAUAGUUUGCAGUGGCAUCACUCUGUCUCAAGUCAGGAUUGUUUAAAAGCACAUUUGUCUUCUCCAGGAAAGCAAUCAACAUAUGCUCAUGUUGGCCCUGGGACCAUUUGUUCAACAAACAGGUAGAAUGCAGGAAUCUGGCUGCACAUGCCUUUCUCCGUGUAUUUUCCUUUCCCCUGAGGAGAAUUUGUAAUGUGUUUUAUCCCACGUAAAAAAAGCAAAUCUGGAAAUAACAGAACAUUUUCUUGAUUCACAACUCUAUAGGACUGGAGGAGCAUCUGCUGUGACAGGAGGUGAGCAUGGAGAGACCUACGUCAGAUAACUUCUAGACACAUUUGAGCUCUAUGUAAAAAAUGAAGACAAAUUUCCACUAUAAAUGUUUAUUUUCCUCUUCAUGAAUAAAGACCAUCUGAAAGCAGGAAAAAGCCUCCCACUGCUUUCGGUAGUGGCUUGUGAUCUCAGCUGUCUUCACCUAUCAAAACAAAACAGGAACAGGAGUAUUUUUGCAUCAAAAAGUUGGGACAAAAUCACCAAUUAGAAGUCACAAAUGCAACAGAAUCACAUCUACACUUCUGCUUUGGGGGAGAGCUGCAAAAUCAGGGACCAGAGUCACAAUUAGUCAGUUUGAUCCUAAAACCUGAAUUUUAUUUUAAGGUGUUAAGGGGACGCCCAUAACUAGAAUGAAAGCAAAACUUCCAAUUCUCUUUUCUUUGUUUCAGUUAAAGCUUGCAGAAACAUGGGACCAUGAAUGUAUUUUUCCUGGGCAGUUCCAGGAACCCCACCAGAACAGCAAAAAUAAUCAGAUGCUCAUUGUAGAAAGAAAAUGAUCUCACAAACUCAUAUAUCACAGAGCAAGAAGCAAAAACCAUGUGAAUUGCUGUCAAUAGUUAAAAAUCUCUAACUUUGAAAAUAUUGUAACAAAAAAAAAACUUUGAGCCUGAUCCCCACCCCCUUCCAGAUUGUGCAGAACAUAAUGCAGGGUUUGGCAGCCUCUAACUAUAAUGUUAGGGUGGGAUUUUCAAAGAUGCCAUAUUUUGGCUUCAUUUCAAUUCUUAUGAAAGCAAUGGAAAAUUUCAAUGGGGUCCACACAUGGCUAAUGUGGAAAACGUUUGAGAGUCUUUAUAUUACCUCUUUUUCUAACCUUUUAUUUUGGCUGACCAAGCUUUGAGCACAUGGACACGCUGAACCAGGUCCAAGAAUCUUUUAUACCUUUUGGCUGCUGGUUGUGGACUCCUGAAAGGAGAUGGGGCAUCUGGAGACUUUGCUGAUCUGAUCUUUGGAGGCUGGAUUUGAAACUCUGUGUUCCUACCACUACUAGGCUGAAGAUGAAAAUAGUUACAUUAACAGUGUAAUAUUCAAGAUAAAUGGUUUUCCUUGCUGAGUUUGAUACUGCACUCCUUGCUGUCACUUAAUUUCAUCUCAUCCCAUUCAGGAUGCCCGAUUCAAUUUGAUUUUGCCAAAGAUCAGUUUGAGCUCUCACUGAUAUCAACUCUGGUGAAUUUUGACUUUGAUCAGAGGUUAAUGAACUCAGAGUAAACAGUUGUCACCAGUCUACAGUUUCUGGAUCUUCCGACACAACAGCUAUUUGUAUUGAUAACAUACAGAAAAUUUGGUCUCAUGCCUGUCAAAGAACUUUGGGUGUAAGACAUACCCAUAGUAUGACUGUCAUGUCAUCUCUCCCAAUACUUCACCCCAAAAAUAGGCAGCUGCUCGAUUUAACUGCAUUACAGACCUGGCAGGCACUGAACUGCCUUGUCAGUAUACAGUAAAUGAGCCCAAACUCUCCCCAGACUUGCAAAUAUUAAUUCAUUAAUGAGCAAUAACACAAAGUUAUGUGAGAGGGGAAAGACAUCGGCAAAGUCUUCUUCACUCAUGAGCAGAAGUGACCUAAGGUGGUGAGCACAGGUUACCAGGUGGGAAAUGCUACAGAGCAAGGCAUAGCAUGUUGUCCAUGCUUCCCCAAAAAUUAUGGAUUGAGCCUGGUGAAAGGGCUCAGAGGUGCCUCUGUGGAGUCACACCAGGAUACCUGGAGCUCAGCAGCACCUUGAGACUGGGAGGACUUCAAGGAAGGCUGCAGAGAGGAGCAGGGAGAGGCAGUGCGAUGAUAACUGAAUCCAGUUACACCUGUUAUGAUGUUGAUGCACUUGUCAAAUACAGGCAUUUCACUGCACAGAGAUUCUCUGCUCCCCUGAGAACACAAAGACAAGGAAAUUUAUUUCCCUCCUUUUUGUGUUUACUUUAUAGUAAUACUCAAAAGUGUUCGCUAAGCAAUGCUUAAAAGUAACAGUGCAACAAGUUAUUAUAAUUGAGUUUGUGAAUCAGAUGCAAUGACCUCAGCACAGAUCAGGACCUAAUGCAUCAUCAGUCAGAUCUCAGCCAGCUGAGAAAAGGAGUCAUUUACUUGAUGUGAGCAACUGAAUUUUUCUCUCUUAAAAGUUGCUGUGUGCAAUACUGCUGGAAUCUGGGGCUGGUGAAACCAAAGGAUGAGCACUAAAACAUUAUGUCUGACUUUUGAGUGAUAUGUCUUCUUUUUAAAGAUUAACCAGAUCUUCAGAAUUCACGUCAAAGCAAUACAAUUUCAAACCAAGGAAAUUCGGUUUUCCAGCGAUUUAGUUCUGCAUAGUUUAAAAAUCAUGUAAACAGUAUUAGUUUCCUAUUUACAGCACAUAAUUCUGUACUCUUUUGUUUAUCCUCUUUUAAACAUGUAAUUACUGUAUAUUGUAAUGCACAUUAAUAUCGUCUAUUGUACAUAGUUUAUUUUAACAAAAUAAAUGUAUUACUAAGUAUUUUGACAGCAUC
This is a messenger RNA of Manacus vitellinus (golden-collared manakin), 9828 nucleotides long. It is a transcript of the gene RHOJ, whose product is annotated as ras homolog family member J. The record is from RefSeq and is a predicted model, not a curated record. Gene Ontology annotation, biological process: small GTPase-mediated signal transduction. The transcript is spliced from 5 exons. Gene Ontology annotation, molecular function: GTPase activity; GTP binding. Bases 549 to 1193 code for a protein of 214 amino acids. NCBI's taxonomy places the organism in Eukaryota, Metazoa, Chordata, Aves, Passeriformes, Pipridae.